This is a messenger RNA of Effrenium voratum, 1710 nucleotides long. The record is from the annotation of a GenBank genome assembly. Lineage: Eukaryota; Dinophyceae; Suessiales; Symbiodiniaceae.
AUGCUGGCCCUGCCCUCGACGCCCUUCGCGCCUUUGCCCUCGCGGCCCGCGCCCGCGCGGGGUUUCAGUUCCCCGCGGCUUCCGCCGCGGAGCAGCGGCGUUCAGCGAUGGCACGCCUUCGCCCUGGCCGCCGCCGGUUUUGGAAGCGCGAAAGCGCGGGCGCUCCGAAAGCGGCUCAGCGAGCGGCGGGCGGCGGAUGUGCUGGAGGCCUGGGAGACGCUGCGGCGCCAGCGCCGCCCCUCGCCGCAGACCCGGCGGCUGCUGGCGGAGCUGGCGCAGGCCACCAGACCCGGCAGGUGGCGCACUGCCAUAGAUCUCCUUAACAAGGCGCGCGCCUGGCAGACGGACCUGGGCUUGGAAUCCUACAAGGAUCUCCUGAAAGCCUGCAAGAGGGACGCCCAAGACCGAGCGGCCGUGGAGAUUCUUCUGCGCCUGACGGACGCUGGCCUGGUGCCGGAUGUGGAGAUCUACGAGCGCGUGGUGGCGGUGGUCUUGGCCUCCAGGAGCCGAGGCGUGCGACGGCCGGGGCGCAUGUCCUCACCGGUGGAUGAUGAAGAGAUGUCGGAGCUGAUUGAGGAGAUGUGGGACUACAUCCGGGAAUCAGGCGGUGACUUCCCGCGGGCGCUGCGGGUCUCGGGCCGCGCCGGGCGGUUGAGCGCCGCGGUCGAGGCCUUCGACGCCAUGCCGGAGCAGCAGGACGCCGCGGGCUUUGCCGCGCUGAUGGAGGCCUGCGGGACCUGCAACCAGCCCAAGGCGGUGCUGCUGCUGCUGCAGGAGGCACUCCAUCGGCGCGUAGGAGAGGAGCGGUUGCUCUUCCGCAGCGCCAUUACGGCCAUGGCUGGGACCAAGUGCUUCCGGCAGGGGCUGAAGCUGCUUGAGGACUCGAGGGCCAGGGGUCUCGCGGCGGAGCCGGUGACCUGCGACGAAGCGGCCAUUGAGUGCUGCGUGGCCCUGAACUUCACCUCCUGGAUCCCCCAGUUGCUGCAGGAGGCCUAUGAGACCUUGGCGGCAACUCGGGACAUCAACUCCAUGCGGUCCAUGACAUGCGCCUACGCCAAGGCCCAGGAGUGGGAAUUCGCCCUGGUGCUGUUGGACACCUUUCCGGCCCACGGCAUCCCGCGGUCCGACAAGGAGAUGAACGCAGUGCUGCAGGCGUGCUUCAAGUGCGGAGAGGGCCUCAAGGCCUUGGAGUUGUUCCAACAGAUGGAGACCUUAGACCUGCAGCCGGACACGUUGUCCUGCUUCAUCGCCAUCUUGAUGCUCUCCAGGGACAGCUCCAAGGCGGCGGGAGAGCUUUCGACCAGACUCACGAAGCAGGGUCUGAUUCCGCGCUGGAUCGAUAGGAAGACCUGCAUCAACGUGCAGGACCUGUCGGAGGAGGUGGCGCUCGUGGCCCUCCAGAUCUUUGUGGAGGAGUCGGCGGGCAAGACGCAAGUCCGGGACUUGUGCGUCAUCGUCAACAACCAGUUGACAGGCGACACACCGGAAGUCCGGGAGCGGAAGCAGAAGCUCCUCGCGCUUUUGGAGCGGCAGUACGGUGUCACCGCAGACGCCAGCCACAGCGGGGAGGUCCGCAUCUCCAGGCUGGAGCUCAUGAAGUACGGAGGCCAGAUCUCGGUGAAGCAAAAGACCCGGCAGCGCCAGAGCUCCAUGGCGGACUCCUGCUACCAGGCCCUCUAUUGCCUCGCCCUUUGUGCAGAUGACAGUUAG